AUGGAUCGUAAAAAACAACGUAAAAUUCAACGACAAGAGAAAAAAAAGAUAAAAAAUCUCUAUUACCGACAUCGACAAACAAACGAGAUAAAAUCGGAGAACGAUAAUGUCGAAUCGAAUCAAAAAGAGCCAGUCAAAGCAAUUAAGAAAAAAAAGAAACGAACCACCGAUUCAAAAACUAAUCCAAAAUCCUCGGCCCUUAUCGAGCAUCAACGACGUUUAAUACUCAAGGAGGAAAGAGAAAUAAAAAGAUACGAGAAACUGUUGAAACUUCGUAGCUAUACUAAACGAAACAAAUUACCCAAAUCAUUCCAUCUGGAUGGAUUGGCCGAUCUGAUUGAAUUCUGUGAUGACCGAAAUGAGAACGACGGCCAUGAAGAUGGUGAUCGACUCGAUGAUCAUGACAUGGAACAAUCAUCAAAUGAAGAAUCCGAAAAUGUAGAGCAAGAAGUUAAUAGUGAAUUGAAUGAUGAAAACGAAUCACCAGUUGAAUAUAGUGAAGAUGAAGAUGACAGUGAUGAGAAAAAGUCUGAUGAUGGCAAACUUCGUGAAGAUAUUUAUGGUUUUCUUCGUGAUAAACAAGGAAACAUUGUUCCACAACAAGACAAGCGAAUGGAUCAUGCUCAAAAAGAGCAAUUCAUUUCGGAUGUUGUAGUCAAUGAAAAUGUACAACGGAAAUUACGAGGUCUUCUCAAUCGACUCACCUCAUCGAACAUUAAGGUUAUAAGUAACGAUAUUAUCAAACUCAAUGUCAACCACAGUCGACACGUCAUCAACAAAGGAAUAAUGAAUUGUUUAGAUAAGAUUGUCAUCGAAUGUGAACAUAGCUUACCUUCCAAAUUGUUCGCCGAAUUAGCCAUGUUGAUUGCCAUUCUAAGCUUUGAAAUGAGCGAUGAUGUCGGUGGAUAUUUCAUCCAUACUUUGGUUUGCCGAUUUGAUGCUGCUUUUGCCAAUGUUUCCACAUGGAAUGCAUCCAGUAAACGAUUAAACAACAUUCUCACGCUCAUCCUUAACAUGCAUUCUACUGGCCUGGUCGAUUAUCAAUUAAUCUACGAUAUAAUUGACAAAUUCAGCGAAAAACUUGACAAUGAAAAAUCCAUUGAAAUCAUCGAUUCCAUUCUCAAAACAUCAGGUUUUCUCUUACGUAAAGAAGAUCCGGCUAGAAUGAAAUCACUCAUCUUACGGAUACAAACGUUAAGCCAAGGAUUGAGCGAACAAAUGGCCAGUGCUGGAAGUCGAGUGAAAUUUAUGCUCGAAUCAUUAGUUGCCAUCAAGAACAACAAUGUGGCCAAAAUCAAAACAAACGAAACUGUAGUCAUGAAUGAUUUAAUUGAAUCGACGUUAAAAUCAGUUAUCAAAAAGCCCAGAGUUCCAUCAAUACCUGGACAAUAUUCGGCAAUAUUACAGAGUUCGCAUUGGUUUUCUUAUACCAAACAAAUUGUUCCGCUUGAAUCGAUCAAAGGUGGUCAACAACAACAACAAUCAACGACAACGAUGAUAGAUGAACAAAUUACAUUGAAUGAAAAAGUGGAUACAGCCAAACUAGACCGAUUAUGCCGUGCAUUACGUUUGAAUACACCGUUACGACGUCAAUUAUUUGCCGCCAUAUUUACUUGUGGUGAUUAUCUGGAUGCAGCCGGUAAACUCAUAUCGAUCGGUAAAAAACAAUCAUCAGAAAUAAUCAACGUUGUGUUACAUGUUGCCAUCAAUGAAAAAUGUUACAAUCAUUUCUACUUUUACCUACUACAACAUCUGACCAAUUUGGAUAGGAAAUAUCGAUUGGCAUUAGAUUUUGCCAUACGAGACAAAAUAACCGAUUUGCUAUCAUUACCGGCGAAUAAUCGUACGAAACUUGAACAACUAAUGUGUCACUUGUUGGUGGCCAAUUGUCUGAGCAUUACCUGUUUAAAAGUGAUACAAUUUUCUGAUAUGAAUGAAAUGUACGUUCAAUUCAUUCGUAACAUUCUUCAAUUCGUUUUCGAUCAAUCGGAUGAUUCGAUCGUCACGAUGGUACUGGGAAAGAUACCGAAAAAGGAUAAUUUUGCCAGUGCAAUCAAAUUGUUCAUUGCAUGCUUUAUGGAUGCUCAGGCUAAAGAUAGGGCUUCCAGUAUUAAACGAUUACAAUCACUUUCUCAUUCAUAUUGACAAUAAAAUCUACUAAUUCAUAAAUCA
Messenger RNA from Dermatophagoides farinae (American house dust mite), 2172 nucleotides. Its product is annotated as nucleolar MIF4G domain-containing protein 1. Gene Ontology annotation, molecular function: protein binding; RNA binding. Lineage: Eukaryota; Metazoa; Arthropoda; Arachnida; Sarcoptiformes; Pyroglyphidae. Gene Ontology annotation, cellular component: nucleolus. The record is from RefSeq and is a predicted model, not a curated record. Gene Ontology annotation, biological process: ribosomal small subunit biogenesis.